Messenger RNA from Brachypodium distachyon (stiff brome), 3324 nucleotides. RefSeq names its product receptor like protein 7-like. The coding region runs from base 358 to 1209 and encodes 283 amino acids. Gene Ontology annotation, molecular function: protein binding. The transcript has a single exon. Lineage: Eukaryota; Viridiplantae; Streptophyta; Magnoliopsida; Poales; Poaceae. The record is from RefSeq and is a predicted model, not a curated record.
AUUUGGUCCGAGUCUCCAAGACAACAACUCAGACUGCACUACAGGUCGCAGCCGACAGUCACGAUUGCGAUCAUGGCCUCAGAAGUUGCGAUCAUGGCCGACAGUCACGAUUGCUUUGAUUUGAUCCAACGUGUUGCGCUCACAGCCUCACAACUGUCCGCACAAUCUCCAUCGCUUAUCUUCAACUCCAGUAGAAGAAAAAAAAAUUCUGACAACAACCUUGGUAGAAAAUCUGCACUAUACAGUUAAACCACAGACCGGCAAUGCAUGAAAAUAUCUACUGUAUACACCAUAGACUCCUGUAUAUAUACGAAACACUGAAUACAACAUUCGAGAAAGCAGCAAGCCAGUAGCAAAAUGACUUCCAGUAAGCACCGCCUCCACGUCCUCCUGCUCUUGCUCAUAUGCUCCUGCUCCAUACAUGCUGCAGCCAAGAAAAACACAACAUUCCCUUGCCUCCCGGAUCAGGCUUCUUCCCUCCUCCAGCUAAAACGCUCAUUCAUCGACGUCGAUGAAAACCUGGCGUCAUGGCGAGCUGGAAGUGACUGCUGCCACUGGGUGGGUGUCACCUGUGACAUGGCCUCCAGCAGAGUCAUUUCCCUAGACCUCGGUGGGUUUGACAUGCAGGGCCGUCGUCUUGACCCUGCACUCUUCAACCUCACCUUCCUGAGAAACCUCAGCCUUGCUUCAAUUGACUUUGGUCAGGCUCAGCUCCCGUUGUAUGGGUUUGAGCGGCUCACGAAUAUGAUCCACCUCAACUUCUCCAAAACUAAUUUUCUGGGCCAGAUCCCAAUUGGAAUUGCCCGUCUCGAGAACCUUGUCACCCUGGAUUUUUCUGGUUAUUAUAAUGUGUUGUAUCUUCAAGACCCAAGCUUUGAGACCUUCAUGGCAAACCUAAGCAACCUGAGGGAGCUCCGUCUUGAUGGAGUGGACAUCUCCAACAAUGGAUCAACCUGGUCGGUUGUUUUAGUACAAUCUGUUCCUCAACUACAAACUCUUAGCUUGGGUCAGUGUGGUAUAUCUGGUCCUAUCCACCCUUCCUUCUCAAGGCUUCAUUUACUAAGGGAGAUCGAUCUGGCAUACAAUAAGCUCACCGGCAAGGUUCCUGAGUUCUUUGCCGAGUUUUCUUCCUUGAGCAUUCUUCAAAAGCACCCUCAUUCUGCACAACGCCUCCUCCUCUGCUGCUCCGCCCUCCACUCUCUGCCAUGACCUCACGUAGGAGUCAUUCCUAGCCCCGUGUGUAGGUCUGUCAGGCGGCACCGGGCCCGGGCGGGCCAGGCCCGUUAAGCCUGACGGGGCUUGUAAAAUAGCCCGGGCCCGUCUCAGCCCGGCAAGGAGAAAAUAAAAUAAAAACGUUAACUGGGCACAUCCCAACAAAGAGAAAAAACCAAAAAAUAAAAGUAUAAUGCUGAUUGGGCUCAACCCAACAAGAGAGGAUGCAAAAAAAAAAAGCGGAAAGAGGCCCAGGCCCAGCUGCUGGAAGCCUGGUAUGAAAAAUUUAAAAAUAAAUGGGCCGGGUCGGGCCUGCCCUAGGGCCUGAGGACGGAGCCUAAAGCACGGCCCGGCCCUGUCCGUUUAUGUUCGUGCCGGGCUUGGCCUGCCAGGCCACCCCCGAUGGUCAUCUAUAUUUCCACUUUGUCCUGCCCAAUGGCUGACUAUUGUGGUGCAGUCCCUACAAGGCUACAAGACGCAAGCGGCAGAUAGACCCUAGCGGCAGAGAUAUGUGGGGUACGAUGGAUGCAGGGUUUUAUGAGUAUAGGAGGCUGCACGGUGGAAUUAUGGAAGGAAUGAUCGUAGCCAGCUCAUUAGCGAAAAUUGAUGGACGGUGGUCAACACCCUUUCUGGCCACCGACGAACUUCUACCUAUCCCUUCCGUAUCCUUCCCCUUCCCACUCUAUGGCCUUAUUUGGUUCGCAGGAUUUUGACAACAUAGGAAUAGGAAAAGUGGAGGAUUGGAAUGCCAUGCACAUUACAAUCCAUAGGAUUUUAAAAUGAGGUCUCACCUAAUGCUUAGAAUCCUUAGGAAUUAGGCCAAUUUGGACAUUCCUUAGAAAUCUAGCAUGUCCAUUCCUACGAAACAAAUGCUACACAUAGGGAAAACUCCUAAAGGUUGAAAUCCUGUAGAAAUCCUUUAAGAAUCCUGCAAACCGAAUGAGCCGUCUCUGUAUGUUUUUCCUUUUUUGAGAUCUCUUCUUUCUUCAUUCUCGACAGCGUCCCUCUUUCGAACUCCUCGCGCCGCUUCACCUCCCCUUUCCUCGCGCCUUCUCCGCUGGGCUCUCCUCGCGGCUCGCGCCACCGCAACCGCCAUUUCCUCGCGUCACGGAACCCUUCUCUUCUCCCCGCGCUGCCACGUCCAUCUCCACGUGCCACCGUGCUCUCCGACAGCGGCCGCCACGCCUCCCUAUGGCCUUGAUCAGGGGCACGUGCAUUGUCCAUGGCUGGAUCCAGUGGCCCUAGGUGCCGUCACCGCAGCUUUGCUCCGCACGGCCAUCACUCGCCGGUGGGAGGUCGCAUCAAGUCGCCGCCUGGAGGCCAUCGUCUCAUCACCGCCAUGGGAGCCAACGCCGACUGGCAAGUCUUGCUUUUUUUUUCAAUUUCUGGAGAAUUAAAAGCUCGAAAUAAAUUGAAAGUGCAAAAAUCAAAAGCCGCCCCCCCCCCCAAAAAAAAUAACCCAAAGUUGAUAAAAUCAAAAGUUUAAUGACUAACAUUUAAAAGUUGAAAAAACAAAAAAAAUCGAAUCCCGGCAAACAAUUAAUGUUCUUUAAACCAUACCUAACAACUGAGUAUAAUUUUGCUCGAGUCGUGAUGUUUUGAUGUAACCGAAUCAAUCUUUUAUACUCCUAUCCAUAAUAAAUCUUUGACAUUUAUUAUGGAUCGGAGAGAGUAUAAUUUUUUUAUGGAAACUAUUUCGGGUUUUCUUAGCAUGACAAGAGGGUACCCCCCCCCCCUCUUAGGGCCCCCACCCUUUGAUGGAAGGUUUACCCAAGGGGCCAAGGGGAUCCUAGCACGACAAGUGGCACGUGCUGGCUGAGUUUGGUUCCGACAUGAGCCUUCCUUUGCGACACGUGUCGUGUUCUAUUUACGAGGUGGGAUUUUGCUUGCUUUCCAACAUAAAUUUUUUGAAAGAGUAUUUAGAUUACAAUCUAUUUACGUCAUUGUAUUGCUCUGGCGUGAUCUUCAAAAAUUCAACACGUUUUGAUGUUUAAAAUUUUGAGCACUAUUGAUAAUAUUUCUCUGUGUAUGUUAAAAGCUUAUACUUAAUAGAGAGUAAAAUGUAGUUACUAUCUUCACAAAGUAAUGAGCAUCAUUCAGCUUGUUUCCAUA